Oncorhynchus nerka (sockeye salmon) is the source of this 3960-nucleotide messenger RNA. RefSeq names its product mitochondrial adenyl nucleotide antiporter SLC25A24-like. The coding region runs from base 324 to 1454 and encodes 376 amino acids. Gene Ontology annotation, biological process: ADP transport; transmembrane transport; ATP transport. The record is from RefSeq and is a predicted model, not a curated record. Lineage: Eukaryota; Metazoa; Chordata; Actinopteri; Salmoniformes; Salmonidae. Gene Ontology annotation, molecular function: calcium ion binding; ATP transmembrane transporter activity. Gene Ontology annotation, cellular component: mitochondrial inner membrane. The transcript is spliced from 9 exons.
GCUGCUGGCAGAAUACUGGUGCGUCCUUCCUUAUACCACACACCCUAAAUUUGACUGCAGUCAUCCUGAGAAGUGCGUUUCAGGUUAUUUACUGAUAUGCAGCAGUAUUUGUAGGAGAUAUGAAGCUGUGUCAGAUCGUCGUCUCAAAUUUCGUGUACCGGUAUGUACCUUGUCGACCACGGAGAUAAUUGCGAAUUUGCGACGGAUUACGACGAGCGACCCUUUUCCCAACCCGCGGUUCCGUAUUGACUGGGCACUAUGCAUUCAACUUUCUGAAAAACAUUGGACCUUGGCUAUCUGUAGCCUCUUUGCCAACAGCAACAAUGUAUCAUGUUAUAAAAGGACUUGUUCUAACAGAAUCCAGAUGCUGGGAUCCCGAUAGUGAAAGGUCAUACCAAGACAUAUUCGAUCAACUGGACACCAACAAGGAUGGGAAGGUCGAUGUUGCUGAAUUGAGAGCGGGGCUAACCGCCAUGGGCAUGUCAUUCCGCAGAGGUGCAGCGCAGAAAAUUGUAUCGUCUGGUGACCAAAACAAAGAUGGAGGGCUUGACUUCAAUGAGUUCAACAAAUAUCUGAAAGAACACGAGAAGAAACUGCGCCUGACGUUCAAGAGCUUGGACAAAAACAACGAUGGGCACAUCGAUGCCUCUGAAAUCAAGCAGUCCCUUGAAGAGCUGGGCAUGGACAUAACCAAGGAAGAGGCCCAGACCAUCCUACAAAGCAUGGACAUUGAUGGCACCAUGAUGGUGGACUGGAACGAGUGGAGGGAUCACUUCCUGUUCAAUCCUGCCCAUAACCUGAACGAGAUCAUACGCUACUGGAAACACUCCUCGGUGCUGGACAUAGGUGAGAGCAUUGCCAUCCCUGAUGAGUUCACAGAGGAGGAGAAGACCUCUGGUGGCUGGUGGAAACAGCUGGCUGCCGGGGCGAUGGCUGGGGCGGUCUCUCGCACAGGCACCGCCCCCCUGGACAGGGUGAAGGUCUUCAUGCAGGUCCACUCCUCCAAGUCCAACCGGGUCACCCUGCUGGGAGGAUUCAAGCAGAUGAUUAAGGAAGGGGGCGUGGCUUCAUUAUGGCGAGGGAACGGGGUCAACGUGUUAAAAAUAGCCCCUGAGACUGCUAUCAAAUUCAUGGCCUACGAACAGUAUAAGAAGCUGCUGACACCAGAGGGAGGGAAGGUCCAGACCCACCAGAGGUUCAUGGCUGGCUCUCUGGCAGGAGCCACCGCCCAGUCAUCCAUCUACCCCAUGGAGGUGAUGAAGACCAGACUGACUCUGGGGAAAACUGGCCAGUAUAAUGGAAUGUUUGACUGUGCCAAGAAGAUUCUGAGGAAAGAGGGCAUCAAAGCCUUCUAUAAAGGCUACACUCCCAACAUGAUAGGCAUCAUUCCCUAUGCUGGCAUCGACCUAGCUGUUUACGAGCAACUCUGGAAGUGUCGGACAAGUCCACCAUGACUGGACUGAUGAAGGGGAUCAUGGCUAACGAGGGUUUCUUUGGACUGUACCGGGGUAUCCUGCCCAACUUCAUGAAAGUGAUUCCUGCUGUGAGCAUCAGCUAUGUGGUCUACGAGUACAUGAAGACCGGCCUGGGGAUCUCCAAAUGAUGCAGGGACAGUCAGACAGGAUGUUAAGUCUUUAGGUCUUUUUGGACAGUUCAGUUGGAACUUAGUGAUCCGCACAGACUUUUAUGAUCUCACGUGGACAACCAAACGUUGCCAUCUUGUGAUCACUCUGUGUACUGGGCCUUACGAGGAGAACCAUGAAAUCAAGGUUGGGUCUGAGAUAGGCCAUAGCAGUAGACUCUCCAAAAAUGAUGCUCUCCUCUUUAACUCAAGGUGAAAUUCCAAUAUGGUGCAAUAUACCUGUUAAGAACUGCAUUAUGGAUCUUAAAACAUAGAGGACGAGGUAUCGAUGUCUUCAGGUGAACACUGUGAACGAGGUUCAAGAGCUUUGUCCAAACUAUUUUUGUUCCACUGUACACUCCAUGUGCACAUUUUAGAGAAUCCCACACUACUACAGUUUGCUAUAGAAUUCUGUGGUAAAUUGUAGUCUGGGUACCAGUCAAUUUAGCUAACGUUCCACUAUCUGUACUCCGUGUCAUAUGCCUAAGAUAUAUUUAAAGAAUGAAGAAAGACCCCUCUCUUUGGCAUAUGACAUGGAGUAGGCUACAAGGAGUGGAAUGUUAGCUAAAUAGACUGGUACCCAUCAUCAACGAUCACUCGGGGUUGAGUAUGAUUGUCCUCCUGGUGGGUCUUCAGAUGGCUGAAGAGGCCGAUCCGGGAGCCACAUAUUUUGAUGCGGUAUGGGCCAGGGUGAGUGGUGGUGGUGGUGGUGGGUGGGCGUUCUUGAUGGGAACUCUCUCCUUUGGAAGUUGCCACUUGUCCUCUGCGGCACGGCAGAGAUUUUCUUUGUACCUUGCAACUUCGUCAUGGACAGCUUUUCUCCAUGUCGACCUGUCGAGGAGUGGAAUAUUAGCCAAAAAGACUGGUACCCAGGCUAAGUAAACUGUAGAAUACUAUACUGCACACGGUAGUAUCCCUCGAUCAGGGUUAUUACUUAAUAUAUCAUUUGGUAGAAUACUAUACUACACAGUGUGGUAUUCCUCAUUCAUGUGUAGUACUUACUGUAGAAUUCUGUAGUGAACUGUAAAAUAUUUGAAUAUGCCCAGCCAAUCCCCCCCCAUUUUCCAAUUUGUGCCACCCGUGAGUGAGAAGCCUACAUGCCAGGUAUAGACCAUAUAUUGUGUUCCCUACAGGUUAUGGGAAAUGUGCUCUUAGUAUUUCUCCAGUAGGUUUCCUCAAGGAGAAAGCCCCCACUUCUAUAGCAAAGAUAAUAAAACAAAAGCACUAUAGUAAAUACUACAGUAAUGUCUAAAAAACACCACAGUAAAUACUAUAGUAUAUAUUCUACAAUUUUUUAACUAUAGUAAUAUUACAGUAUGCUAUAAUAAAUUGUAAAUACUAUAGUAUAUUAGUAAUGUAUGCAUAAAACACUGUAGUAAAUAGUACAGUAAUGUCCACAGAACACUGCAGUACAUACUAUAGUUUUUUAAAACUAUAGUAAUACUACAGUAUUUAUAAGUGUGCCUUACCCUGAGUUCAAUAUUAUAUGUUUCUAUCUUAUUUGGUUGGUUAUAUUUAGGUGUACAGGUUAGUCAUCUACCUUGUUGUUGACUGUUAAGCUGAAUCUCAAGCAAAAAUAUUCAUAGUUACAAAAGCUUGCAUGCAGAUAUUGUCUAUGAAUCAUUACUGGAGCUGAGGGGGGAAGUCUUAAAAAAUGCUGCCUCUUUUUUUUGCUAAGCUUGACUGAAAUUCAAGUAGGUUGUGUACACUGUCAAUACUGGUUUUCAGAAUGACUUCAGGAUCCCCCCUACACACACACUCCAUAUGCAUGCCAUGCACCCACUGAAGACUUUUACUACUUGAGGCCAAUGGUUGUUAUGUUGCCUCAAUGUCUUAUGUCUUAAUUAUGUUUGAAUAUGUAAUAGGUCUACUAUGCCUUAAUCAAUUGACAUUGUGAGAGUUGUAUGAAUGUCCUCACAAAGCUUAGACUGAAAGUGUUAUGGGUCGAAACAAAUGUUUACAGAAGGUUGUCCAUAUAAAUAUUCACAAUGGAAUGUUUUCAAUUGAAUUUAAAUGAAUAGUGCUCGCCCAGUGCAAAGCCAACCCCAAAUUGUCAAUGCUGUGUGCAUGUCGCAUCUAGAGGUCUUGCAGUGCACGUUUGUGAAUGCUUAUUCCGCGAAUGAUUUAAUUGAUCUGUGUCAAUCAACUCUAGAUCAUCGUCAUCCCUGUGCGGACACCCAAAAACCUAUCCAAUCAAUUCAUCGUGUACCUUUAAAAAUAUAUAUAUUUUUCAUAAUACAAAAACAACUUGCAUCAAACAUGUCUAACAAAACAAAACACAGGUAUUAACAAGAAAAUACUCAAACAUACAAAAAAUGUCAAUAAAAUAAUAAAAAUAA